CUCAGGUGAAACUCUACAAAUAGAGGACUGUCUCCGUCCGUCCCCACCAAAACCCCAAACGCAAAAUCCCCUCAGUACGCAAUUCACCUGAAAACCAGUUUCCGACUAUGGCUUUUCAAUCGAAGAAACUCAUCAAUAACCCUAACGAUGUGGUGACUGAACUUAUUGAGGGUCUUGUUGAAACCUAUCCGGGUCUUGAGUACUUAGAUGGUUUCCCUGAGGUGAGGGUUGUAUUACGCGCUGAUGUUUCGGGUGCAACAUAUGACAAGGUUGCAGUCAUUUCAGGAGGUGGAAGUGGGCACGAACCUGCACACGCUGGAUUUGUGGGAGAAGGGAUGCUGACAGCUGCCAUAUGUGGAGAUGUUUUUACUGCUCCACCAGUUGAUUCUAUCUUAGCUGGUAUUCGAGCUGUAACUGGUCCUAUGGGAUGUCUUCUGAUUGUGAAGAAUUACACUGGUGAUCGUUUGAAUUUUGGUUUGGCUGCUGAACAAGCAAAAUCUGAAGGUUAUAAAGUAGAAACUGUUAUUGUUGGAGAUGAUUGUGCUUUGCCUCCACCUCGGGGCAUUGCUGGACGGAGAGGUUUGGCAGGAACUAUUCUUGUUCAUAAGGUUGCUGGAGCUGCUGCUGCUGUGGGUCUUCCUCUUGCUGAUGUUGCUUCAGAGGCAACACGAGCAUCUGAGAUGGUUGGAACCAUGGUGGUUGCAUUAUCUGUUUGCACAUUGCCUGGUCAGGUCACAUCUGAUCGUUUGGGCCCAGGAAAGAUGGAACUUGGCCUUGGAAUUCAUGGGGAACCUGGUGCUGCUGUGGUGGACAUUCAGCCAGUUGAUGUGGUAGUUUCUCAUGUUCUUAAUCAAAUAUUAUCAUCGGAAACUAAUUAUGUACCUAUAACUCGAGGUAAUGCUGUGGUGCUCAUGAUAAAUGGCUUGGGCGCUACUCCUGCGAUGGAACUGAUGAUUGCAGCAGGCAAAGCAGUCCCUAAAUUGCAGCUGGAAUUUGGGCUUGCUGUUGAAAGAGUGUAUACAGGAUCAUUUAUGACCUCUCUUGACAUGGCAGGUUUCUCAAUCUCCAUAAUGAAGGCAGAUGAACCUCUUUUGCAUCGUCUGGAUGCUUCAACUAAGGCUCCACAUUGGCCUGUUGGUACUGCCGGUAAUCGACCACCUGCUAAGAUUCCUGUCCCACUGCCACCGUCUCGUUCAACAAAGAGCGAGGAGACAUUGAAUCGAUCAGAACAGCUCAAUCAGCAAGGCCGUAUUCUUGAAAUGGCUAUAGAAGCAGCAGCUAAUGCAAUUAUCGACCUAAGGGACAAAUUGAACGAAUGGGAUGGCAAAGUUGGUGAUGGUGACUGUGGAUCCACAAUGCAUAGAGGUGCAACUGCAAUCUUGGAUGAUAUGAAAAAGUGUUAUCCUCUGAAUGAUGCUGCAGAAACAGUGAACGAAAUUGGAUCAUCAAUUGGAAGAGUUAUGGGAGGGACAAGUGGAAUCAUAUACAACAUAUUUUGUAAGGCAGCAUAUGCAAAGUUGAAAGAAAAUUCUGAUUCAAGUGUCACAGCGAAACAUUGGGCUGAAGCACUUGAUGCUGCCAUUUCUGCAGUCAGUAAAUAUGGCGGUGCGAAUGCUGGUUAUCGUACGUUAUUAGAUGCCCUUAUUCCUGCAUCAGCAGUUCUUACAGAGAGGAUAAGUGCUGGUGAGGAUCCAUCAACUGCAUUUGUUCUUUCAUCAGAAAUAGCAUUGGAGGGAGCUGAAUCAACUAAACACAUGCAGGCACAGGCUGGGCGAUCAACCUAUGUCUCUGCAGAACACCUUUCAUCCGUUCCAGACCCAGGUGCAAUGGCUGCAGCUGCAUGGUACCGAGCAGCAGCCUUAGCCGUGAAGGACAAACAUCAGGCUCCAUGAGCCACCUUUUUCCAAAAGUUCAUCCUCCUUUUUCCAGAUGCCGAUUCACAAGCACUCAUCUUUGUGAUUUUGAGGACACUAACUGAUUUAGCUUUCCGCUUAUGUUUUUGUUUUUUUUAAUGCAUAAAGCUGAGAGAGCAAGUUUCAUUCAUAUUCAUCUAUAUUUUUACUCUCUUUAGAAGGAAAAAGUAAAAAAAAGAACUGUAAAUCAAGUCUUGCAGAGUUGUUCAGAAUAACAAUCAUCAGUAUCUUUGCCUCUACCUUCUUUUGAAUAUUAAUAUCAACUAGUGAUGGUAAUAUCCAACCAGAAAAAUGUCAUGUUGUGAUAUACUUGAUCAAAUGCAUAUUUUCUUAUCUUGUUUUGGAUUAUAUUAUUGAAGAGCAGCUCCGUUUUUUUUUUUUUUUAUUUAUUUUCACAUUUUCUAAUAAAAGUGGUCGGGAAAU
Molecule: messenger RNA, 2336 nt
Organism: Rubroshorea leprosula
Lineage: Eukaryota; Viridiplantae; Streptophyta; Magnoliopsida; Malvales; Dipterocarpaceae
Source: the annotation of a GenBank genome assembly